AUGGAGCAGCCCAAGAAGGACGACACCGUUCACGCCAAGACAGUUCAGGCCGCGCAAGAGAACAAUGAACAUAUUUACAGCACCCUCCCUUCGCAUCACAUCAGAGUCUUAGACUUGCUUCCAGGCUCAGAGCUCGAUUUGAUUGAAGUUCAACUCCAUGUGGUCCCGGUAGCAGACCCUGGAGCCUACAAAGCGCUCUCCUACAUGUGCGGGAGUACAACAGAUGAUCUACGCCUAAUACUUUGCAAUGGCUAUGAAUUUAUGGUAACAGCAAACCUCUUUGAAGCCUUAACUCGUUUCCGCGAUCCAUCAGAGGCCCAAAGAAUAUGGAUCGACGCGAUUUGUAUUCACCAGGGUUCCAUCAGCGAGCGAAGUCAGCAGGUGCGGAUGAUGAGCCAGAUCUACGCAGGGGCUGAGGAGGUUCUGGUAUGGCUCGGUGAAGACAGCCCAGAAGUCAAUAUCAAGCGAGCAUUUGAGGUAGUCUCAACGAGGACAGACUAUCGGCUUCAGUGUCUCAGUCUCGAUCAGCCAGAAGGGUCCGCCGUCGCGCUGUUGUAUAUUACGGAUCCUGAUCUUUUUGACCUAAUAGACGAGGUGCAACAACGAUUUGAUCCACCCAAAUUACCGAAAGACCACCCCCAAGCCUUCCGGAAGUAG
Molecule: messenger RNA, 657 nt
Organism: Penicillium longicatenatum
Lineage: Eukaryota; Fungi; Ascomycota; Eurotiomycetes; Eurotiales; Aspergillaceae
Exons: 1
Coding region: 1-657 (218 amino acids)
Source: RefSeq, a predicted model, not a curated record